Messenger RNA from Bursaphelenchus xylophilus (pine wood nematode), 1633 nucleotides. Lineage: Eukaryota; Metazoa; Nematoda; Chromadorea; Rhabditida; Aphelenchoididae. The record is from the annotation of a GenBank genome assembly.
AUGAAGAUUUCCGAUCCUCUAAUAGCCGAUGCUGGGGAACAAAAGAAGACCACCGACCUUUUACCAGUGAGUUUUUUGUUUGAUAUGUCACUAGCCUUAGAAUUAAUGGGCUUAUGUUGCCAGUUAGAGUAAAGCUUUCCGCUACAUAUUUCUCUUUUCUUACGUCUUUUCCACGGAUGACUCGCAGAUUCCGAGGCCGAUAGCCUCGACGGACUCAUUUCGUCGUGGAAUUUGAGUCUUUUAUAAUUGCUGGGAGUUUUUUGUCGGGAAAUUCAUCGCCACGGGGCAUCUAUGAGUAUCUAAGAGAUGUUACGAAGUCGUUCGGUAGGUGCCGAGAUUGGACAAGUCGCUUCCAUUCCGGUUCGUUUUAGGAGACUGGUGUUACAGUAGAACUAAAGGAUUUUUAUAAUGAAGUAAUGCUUCCUUUUAGCUUCAUGUCGAGAUCAGAAGAGAACGCUCCGAGAGUUCGUCGUCCAUCAAAAUCGCUGUUCUCAUAUGGUUGACCCUUCAGAAUUCCGUCCACACUCUUCUUCUCAGAUAUAGUAGGGCUCGAGAUGUCCCCGAAAUGUAUUUCUCAUCGGUGGCGGUCUUUUUCACCGAGGUGAUCAAGGUAUUUGUGUGUCUGUACAUGGUUUUCAAUGAAUCUCAUGGCCCGUUUGGGUGAGUUAUCUUCUUGAGUAUGACUUCUGAUUUCUAGAGGAUUCCGAGCUCUCAAAAAACAAGUUUUUAACCAGCCAUGGGACACAUUGAAGGUCUGUGUACCAGCAAUAUUAUACACCUUCCAAAACAACCUGUUUUACUGUGCGGCGUCACAUUUGGAGGCUGCAACUUUUAUGGUAAUUUGUUAUUUUAUAUUGAAUUUUGUUUAGAACGAAGAUGUUAAUAGUGGUAUGUUGCUUUAGAUUGUUUCCCAGUCCAAGAUCUUCACAACCGCAGUGUUUUCGAUCAUCUUGAUGAAGCGACGUCUUUCUGGAAUUCAAUGGUUCUCUUUGGCCGUCUUGACCACAGGUGUCUGCUUAGUUCAGAUGCAAACAACGGCAUCGAAAAGAAGGCCUGGAGACGAACAGAAUCCGCUAAUUGGUAAGGGUCGUAUUUUUCAUUGAGUUUUUACGUAAUGUUAUGCAACUUUUAUAUAAUUCUGAUCUCCAAAACCAUUAUGAUUUCAGGGUUUAUGGCUGCUUUGACCGCUUGCACGAUCUCUGGAUUCGCCGGCGUCUACUUUGAGAAGAUUCUAAAGGGUGCAUCACCAGUCUCGAUUUGGAUGAGGAACAUCCAGAUGAGUGUCUUCGCCAUUCCAGCUUCCUUUGUGGCGAUCUGGCUGACUGAUGGCUCGGCAGUAAUGGAAAAGGGACUUCUUUAUGGGUUUGAUGGAGUUGUUUGGCUGACCUCUUUCUGGUAUUGUGUUGGAGGUCUCUCCGUCGCGAUCUGCAUAAAAUAUGCUGACAAUAUUGCCAAGAACUUUGCUACAUCAGUCGCCAUCAUCAUCGCCACGGUGGUCUCGAUCUAUCUGUUCGACUUCCGACCCAAUCUGAUGUUCCUUUUGGGUGGAACUCUUGUCAUUUCGAGUAUCUUCUUAUAUUCUUCCAAAAGUUUCGUCUCGCAGCCAAAGAAGGUUGAUGAAUCGAGAGUAUGA